GGGUUUUAAAGACAAAAGGCCGUGCCGGCGGCUGCUUGACACUGAACAACGGGGCGGGAGAGCGAACCGGACCCUUCCCCCGUGCUGCUCUCCUCCCGCUCUGUUCCCACAGGGGCUCGCCACUCCCGCGAGCAUCAGCCAUGUGUCUGCUCAAGUGCGAUUAACACCGACUUGCGAAACCCCCCUCCCUCCCUCCCUACACUCCCCCCCGGGCCAUUUGGAGCAUGCACGUGCCCGCGCCCCGUGUUUACACAGCGGCGCCUUCGAGCGGAGCCUUUUUGUGGAUGGCGCUGGCAAAUGAGCUGGGGGAGGUGGGCUCCGCCGCCGGCUAUAAAACCCUCCAGGCCAGGAGCGAACAGGGCCAGGCGAGCAGCCAUGCACGGGCAGAGGAUGGGCGCUGGCUGCGGGACGGGGUGCGCCUGUAUCUGCCCAUCCCCAGCAGCGCUGUCCCCACAGGGAUGCUCGCCUCUUGCAGCCUCGGCCCUCUGCAGGGCGCGGACUAGCUCAGCCCUAACGAUCCUACCCUUGUCCCGCAGCUCUACGCCUUUCUGGAGGCCUUGGGUGGCCGCGCCGGGCGAGGCGGUAAGACGGAGCGGUACCGACACCGAUUCCGCCGCGCCACACCGCCUCUGCGGGCUGGCGGAAGCCUCCCGAAAGCUGGCGCAGUACACGCAUCCCGUCAGACUAUUUUGGCCCAAAUCAAGGUGCUACGAUUACUUAUAUCAGGAAGCCGAAGCACUUCUGAAAAACUUUCCAGUUCAAGCUACAAUUUCUUUUUAUGAAGACUCAGAUAGUGAAGAUGAUGAACAGGAGCAAGAUUCAAGAACAGCAUCAGAUUGCUGACUUCAGGAAAGGCCAACAGAACUUCUAAGACUUAAUUUAAACCUAAUAUAAAAAUGUAUUAUAGUAUUUUUAAAGAUAAUUUAUUUGUAAGUUAUUCUUAAUAAAACUGAAAUGUCUUGUAAUUUUA
Molecule: messenger RNA, 970 nt
Organism: Neopsephotus bourkii (Bourke's parrot)
Lineage: Eukaryota; Metazoa; Chordata; Aves; Psittaciformes; Psittacidae
Gene: RIPPLY2
Product: ripply transcriptional repressor 2
Exons: 3
Coding region: 298-843 (181 amino acids)
Biological process (GO): embryonic pattern specification; negative regulation of transcription by RNA polymerase II
Cellular component (GO): nucleus
Source: RefSeq, a predicted model, not a curated record